AUCGUGUUUGUUGCGCGCGCACGUAUAUCCAGUUGGGAUCGCGCGUCAAAAGUGUGUAUGUGAAUUUUGUGAUAAUGUUAUUGAACUAAUGGAGCACUUAGGGUAAAGUGAUUAUUGAGAAUUAAGUGAAUUGACCCUUCUAGAAGGCAUGGCGAACUGUAGUGGAUGGAGCGAAGAGCCAGUCUCCAAGGAAAAACAGCGUCCUCCAAUAUACAAUCCGGAAGACUACGCGACCUCCCUCAAGAAAUGGGGGAAGAAGAGCAGCGGGGCUAGUCUCUACGAUUUGGACAACCAAGAGGCCAACAAGACGAGGACUCUGCCCACUAAUGGCAGUAAAGAUUUUAGAAACCCAUGCCUCGGUUUGGGAGAAGAGAUGACAUUACGCCAGUUCGGAUCGCCGAGUGAACUGCUGACAAAACUCAGGGCAGAUCUAAGAUUGUCCUUUCCAAGUUUCGUUCAAGAGUUCGCAUGCGAGCCGCUAGAUGGCGUAACUCUGCUUCUGGAACUACUGAGGAAUGUCCAGCUCAGCCAAUCAGGUGAGGGCGCGAAGGGCCCGCCAGCUGUGAGGAGGAGACCUUUACUGGAUGAGCUGGCUUGUCUGCAGUGUUUGUGGAGCUGCUGCAGCCGCUACCCUGACUGCGUGAGAAGACUCGUGGCCGGUUCCAACGGAGUCUACACCCUGACUGUCUGCAUCAUGUCUACCGUCAACAAGUCCAGGGUUUUGGCUUUGCAGCUCCUCACGAAAGCCUGUUAUCCACCAGCAAAUGGGCACGGCAUGAUCUCCGAAGCACUCUCCACGCUCCGUCUCCGCUACGGCGAGCCGGUCCGCUUCAGAUUCCUCGUGGGGAUGCUGCAAAGUUCUGGUGGCUCGGGUGACCUUCAGUCCGCUGGGAUGGCGUUCAUAAACGCUUUGCUCAUCAGCGCCCCUACUCCACAAAGGAAGCUGUAUAUACAGGCGGAAUUGGAACAGGCCGGGUUUGACCUCAUAACUCUGAAGAAGAUGAUCGUUAAAAUACCAAACGGCAAUGACCAAGUUACAAAGGAAAUUGAGAGUUAUGAGAAACAACUGAUUGAUAUAGAUACGCUGAGUGAGAAAGCAAACGAGGCUCUGAAGGAAAAGGACGAUCUUCGUCACAAAUUGGAUUUAUUGGAGAAAAGAGUAAAGAUACUGCAAGAGGAGAAGGGAAUAUUACUGUCACUAGAAAAAUGCUUAAAAGAGAAAUGCUGCGAACUGCAAGAGGAAGUGUCUUCGCUUCGAUCCGAACACGGAAAUUCAAAUAGGAAGAAAACAUUUGUUAUCAAGAAAAAAAACUCCACACGUAGAAACAGAGAUGAAUCUUCCCCACCCGAAGACGAGGGUAUCAGUUCUUCAGAAAGAUCACUUAGUCCCGAUGGCGACCUACAACGGGAAUCAAUGGUUUAUGAAGUUUUCAAUGUGAAAAAUGAAACUUUUGAUUUAUUGAGAAACAAACGUAACAUGCAUAAAAAACUUGAAUCCACAAAAAAGUCAGACCUUAAAAAGUCGUCAGAUGAAGAAGAGGAAACUACAAUAGAUGAAGUCAUCCAAGAACUUAGAAAUAUAGUCAAUAAUGCUGAAACAGAACAAUACAAAAAAGGCGAUACUUAUGAUGGCCGAUCAUCGAGAUGCAACCAAACCUCAGAAAUUAAUGUUUCAGUUAAAACUUUGGAAUGUCAGAAGCAUAGAGAGGAAGAUAAAGAUGAUUCCAUCACAAGCACCAGACACAGCAUACAAAUUACAAAUAGCAGCAAUGAAUAUCUCGACCAUGAUCUUGAUGAUGAAGAAGAAAGUAAAAUUAUACCAACCAAAAUCUUACCACAUCCACCAAGAAAAGCCAAAAGCCUAAUUCAUUUGUUCGUCCCACCGACCGAUCAAGGAUUAGUUUACAAACGGCCUGAUUUAUAUGAUGACAACUUUUACUCGAGUGAUGAAGGUUCGGAUUCUUUAUUGAGCGCUUCUCGCUGUGACAAUGAUGGUAAUAAGAAAAAAUCAAGCUCUAGUUUUGAUUUUCAAGAAUGUAGAAAGUUGUUUAAUUCUCUUGCAGAAAAAGAAAAGGAUGACAAUAGAUUGAAGCGUUCCAGGACAAGAUCUCGGGAAGAAUCUAGAAGAACUUCUAUAAAAAGGAGUGAAUCGUUCCAGACUUCGGAAAAGGAAUGCCGACAGCGCGAAUACAUUGAUAGUAUGUUUUACAACGAAUCUCCUACAUCUAAUGGUGGAUCAAAUUUGCAAAGAUCUAAUUCAAAGUGCAGUCGCGUUGAUGAAAUAGUCAAUUUGAUUGAAUCCAAGAAGUUAACCAAAAGUUUGGAUAGAAUCGAUGAAGGACUGAAUUCAAUGGUGGACAUUGUCAUGUUGGCUGAACCUAAGAAAUCAAUGUGGCCUUACGAGAGAAGACAAAGGUCUUGUUCGAGAGCAAAUAGUGAUGCUGGAAAAGAAUCUCCUUUAGUGCCUAUUACUAGAUCAAAUAGCAAGCUAAACAAUUUCACACAGAAAUUUGACUUUAGGUCGAAAGGGAAGGAAGAUAAUAAAACAGACAGUCCAACUCAACAGAAAUUUUACUUGCCUCAUCCAAAACUAAGCACUGGAUCUUACGAUAACCAUGCUUCCUCUUAUACUAACUCGUCUUUUAUUGUCAAACGUGGUCAUAGUAAUGCUGGUUUUUACUCUGGAACUCACAUGUUACGCGACGCUCCCGCAAGUAUGACGAGUCUCGUCAUGAACGGUACCCACAGCCACGCAGAUCUGAAAAGAACUCUCUCUCCUAUAAGUACUUCUAGCAAUUUUGGGCUCCACAAAGUCACUGAUAUGCCGUCUGGUUUAUAUUAAUGAUUUUGCUUGAAUUUUAUAUAAUCAAAACCAACGACUAAUUUUAAGGUUUUUUGUACCUUAUUACUUCGACUAGUGCAAUAUUACUUAUCUCUUAUUAGAAAAUUAGUGUCAUUUUCUACUAUAUCCAGUUUAUGAAAAAGUCUUUCAAAUAGAUCUGUACACAUAUUUUGGAUAGAUUUAAGAAAUUUAUUAAACUUUUUGUAAACUGGUGUAGGAAAUUUUUAAUUAAAUUGAUUUAAGGUCUUAUAAAUUGUUGAUUAUGUAUCUUGGUAAUUUUGUUUGUAAGCAAAAUUGGCUUAAGAUCACGAUUAAGUUUUGAUUGCUGCCAGAUUUUGUUUCUUUUGUAACAUCUUUAUUUGCCUUUAUUUUUCUUUUUCUAUAUUUUUGUCCAUAACUUAUUAACUAGUUACUUUAUAAACUAUAUCAUUAUUAUUUCUGUUUAUUUAUUCUGGUUUAUUAUCACUUCUAAAAGCAAGUUUUGCAUCUAAAUUACUAUGGCAAAUAUCGCUAAAAUAAAUUUAAAAACUAAAUAAAAACAAUUAUAUUUUAUCCAUAAAUUAUCUUACGACUGCACCAUGUUCGCCAGGACAUUUUAACGACAAAUUGUCAUCUAUGUGUUUGUUUUAUAGAUUACUGAUCCCUUUAUUUAUUCUUGUCCCUUUAGGAUCUGGUUUAAUUAUAGCGUUCAUCUUAAGUCUUUUACAUUGUCACAAAAAAUACGUACCAAAGUUCCACUUUUAUCGAUCCAACAAAAUGUUUGCGAAAAGGCACUUUCUUUUUCCCUUCUAUUUUUUAUCAUUAUUAGGUUAUAAAAAAUAUAAAAAAAAUUAUAAAAAAGCAAUCUGAUGCAAUAUAUUUUGGUAAUAUUUUUUUUUCUCUGUAAAUAUAGCACGUAUUCUCUUAGUUUAAACUCUUGCAUAACUCAAUAGUGUUAAA
Messenger RNA from Amyelois transitella, 3781 nucleotides. RefSeq lists its product as uncharacterized. Gene Ontology annotation, molecular function: small GTPase binding; actin filament binding. Gene Ontology annotation, cellular component: cytosol. The record is from RefSeq and is a predicted model, not a curated record. The transcript has 10 exons. Bases 149 to 2842 code for a protein of 897 amino acids. Gene Ontology annotation, biological process: cell migration; cortical actin cytoskeleton organization; regulation of cell shape. Lineage: Eukaryota; Metazoa; Arthropoda; Insecta; Lepidoptera; Pyralidae.